UGCACCAGUGAUGUAACUUUCAUUUCCUGAUCGGUAAGGGUCACUCACAUGAGUGCAGAGUUUGAAUAGAAACCAGUUAUAGAAGCUGAAUCUUAUUUCUGCUGUCAUAUUACUGUAUUUGAAGGAUGAUACGGACGCUGUGUCGGGCCGGUGGGGCACUUUUGCAGCAGACCCAGCGGAUAGCGCCGAGGUUGUGGGUGACACCAGCGCAGCAGCGAUGGGCAUCCAGCUUACCCAUGAACACCGUGGUCCUGUUUGUGCCACAACAGGAAGCCUGGGUGGUGGAGAGGAUGGGGCGCUUCCACCGGAUCCUAGAGCCGGGUUUAAAUUUCCUCAUACCCUUACUUGACCGAAUCCGCUAUGUGCAAAGUCUCAAAGAGAUUGUGAUUGAUGUCCCAGAGCAGUCGGCAGUAUCUCUAGAUAAUGUAACACUACAGAUUGAUGGAGUGCUUUACUUAAGGAUCCUAGACCCUUUUAAGGCCAGUUAUGGUGUUGAGGAUCCAGAAUACGCCGUCACACAGCUGGCACAGACCACCAUGCGUUCAGAACUGGGCAAACUAACACUCGACAAAGUGUUCAGGGUACUGAAAGGGAGUGCCCUCAAUUCCAACAUUGUCCACUCUAUCAACCAAGCUUCAGAUGAGUGGGGAAUUCGUUGCCUCCGUUAUGAAAUCAAAGAUAUACAUGUUCCACCUCGUGUCAAAGAAUCCAUGCAGAUGCAGGUGGAGGCUGAGCGUAAAAAGAGAGCCACAGUGCUGGAGUCCGAGGGGACAAGGGAAGCGGCCAUUAAUGUCGCAGAGGGUCGUAAACAAGCUCAGAUCCUGGCGUCUGAGGGUGAAAAAGCAGAGCAGAUCAAUAAAGCAGCUGGUGAGGCCCAAGCUGUCUUAGCCAAAGCUGAGGCGAAAGCCAGAGCCAUCCGUUUGUUGUCAGAUGCUCUAACUGAACAGAAUGGAAAUGCAGCAGCCUCACUAAGUGUGGCCGAGCAGUACGUGUCUGCUUUCUCAAACCUCGCCAAAGAGUCCAACACCAUCCUUCUGCCCUCUAACACUGGUGACAUUAGCGGAAUGGUCACUCAGGCCAUGACCAUUUACGGCACGUUGGCAAAGGCAAGCCCAAAAGCUGCAGCGGAAGAGGCAGAGGUGAAGAGUGAGGAGCUUCAGAACCAAUCAGCAUCAUCUCAAUAG
Molecule: messenger RNA, 1184 nt
Organism: Lates calcarifer (barramundi perch)
Lineage: Eukaryota; Metazoa; Chordata; Actinopteri; Centropomidae
Product: stomatin-like protein 2, mitochondrial
Cellular component (GO): membrane
Source: RefSeq, a predicted model, not a curated record